Molecule: messenger RNA, 1461 nt
Organism: Meloidogyne enterolobii
Lineage: Eukaryota; Metazoa; Nematoda; Chromadorea; Rhabditida; Meloidogynidae
Source: the annotation of a GenBank genome assembly
AUGCCGCCGAAGAAAAGAAGUACAGAAAAUGCAGAUUCUGAGUCUGAUGUGUUGCAUAGUUCGGAAGGUCCAUCUAGUGAAGCUGAACCUAAAGUACAACGCAAACGAGCAACCCCAAGGCAAGGACAUGCAGCAAUAGUUCUCGCGAUUGAUGUUGGCUCUACGUCUUCGUUUAAGUCAGUCCCCGAUGAAACGGAAUCUGACUUGCAAAGAUCGCUUCAAAUUGCUGAUUGGAUUAUCUCUCGUAAGCUCUUCACCGAUUCUAAAGAUCAGUUUUCCUUGGUGUUUUUUGGUCACGAAUGCACAACUGAUGAUAACUACUCAAAUGUCUACGUACAUAAUGUUGAAUUUGAGCGUGCUCGCGUUGAAUGGCUGCAAGUAUUCAAAAACGAGGUUCAAACAAAUCCGAAAUGCCCAGGCGAUUAUUUGGCCGCACUUUUUGCUUCAUUGGAACAAUUGAAAAUUCAUGGGGAGGUUGGUAAGGAUGGAAUAACUGAAGCAACAGUUACAUUAAUUAGUAAUUUUGGGGGAUUAAAUGAAGAUGAUCAGGUUUUUGAGGUCUUGGAUUCAGUUGUAGAGGCAUUCAAUACAGUUGGAGCUAAAUUGCUUAUCAUGGAAAGUCUAUCCAAACUGAAAUUUUUCAUUCCAAAAUCGCUUACACCAAGAGGGCAGCCUUUCAAUCUUGAAUUGGGAAAAGAUUUUUCAGUUCGUGUACAAUUGUAUGUUAAAAAUCAAGAGGUUGUGUUACAAGAACGUUUUGAUCCUGUUUCCUUCUCUUCUACUUCUACUGCUGAUAGACUUGAACAACCUCAAAUAUUAAAAAAGAUUAGACGUUAUGAAACAGUAGCAGAUCAUGAAACAAGUAUUCCAUUAGCAGCUAUUGAUUCUACUCCCGAUAUUUCCUUUACUAGUACAAGCACUAUAAAUAAAGCUUUGAGUAGUAUGCCUUCUGGUAAAUUGGUGCAAAAAGAGGAUAUUGUUAGAGGUUAUCGUUAUGGUUCUACAAUUGUCACUUUUGACAAAGCAAUACAGAUGAUGUCUGAUGUUCCGCGUGAAGGCAAGCAACUUCAGCUCAUUCAAUUUGCUAGAAAAGAAAAUAUUCUUCCUCAAUUUCUUGUUAGUAGUCCACGAUACAUUCUUCCACAUAAAGAUGGAAAAGGGAGUGUAGCUACACGAGAAGCUGAUCUAAAAUCGUUUAAUACACUUUCUGCGAUUGUAAAUGCAAUGUUAAAAAAGGGAGUUGUUGCUUUAUGCCGUUAUGCUUAUAAUGUUGCGUCUAAUCCGCGUCUAUCUUGUCUUAUUCCAAAAAUCACAAAAAAGGAAAACUAUCCAGUGAGAAUUGUCACAAUUUUAAUUUUUAAUCCUAUUAAGAUUCUUAUCCAUUAUCUAAUGCCAUUUCGUGAUGAUUUUCGUUAUUUUGACUUUCCUUUAAUACUUUCAGAAGAAAUUACAGGCAAAUAA